Molecule: messenger RNA, 2543 nt
Organism: Rhinopithecus roxellana (golden snub-nosed monkey)
Lineage: Eukaryota; Metazoa; Chordata; Mammalia; Primates; Cercopithecidae
Product: translation factor GUF1, mitochondrial
Exons: 17
Coding region: 248-2239 (663 amino acids)
Biological process (GO): positive regulation of translation
Cellular component (GO): mitochondrion
Molecular function (GO): GTP binding; GTPase activity; mitochondrial ribosome binding
Source: RefSeq, a predicted model, not a curated record
GAGGUCACGACGUUGUGCGGCGCGCAGGCGUCAGCAAGCUGCGCCGCCCCACUCCGCGCCGCGCGGCGCCGCGCCUUCGGGGUGCUUUUGGAGCUGGUAAUUGGGCAGAGCUACUCGGGAUUUAUUGUCUUCGCUUCACAGGGUCUGUUUGAGUCAUGUCCACCGGACCCUACCCGGGGUACCUUUGAAAACAAACGGGCUCUGUUGCUUGUCGGUACCCUCUCCUGACGCCUCCGUCGCCCGGGUCAUGUGGACCCUCGUGAGUCGGGGCUGGGGGUGCGCACGCACUCUCGCGCGGUGGGCCACUGGGGCCGCGCUUGGGCCCGCGCCAAGCUUUGGGGCUGCUCCAGAGUCCUGGCCUACCUGCAGGCUCUACAGCUCCGCAGAAUUCAAGGAAAAACUUGACAUGUCUAGGUUUCCUGUUGAAAAUAUUAGAAAUUUCAGUAUCGUUGCACAUGUGGAUCAUGGCAAAAGUACUUUAGCUGACAGGCUCCUAGAACUUACAGGGACAAUUGAUAAAACAAAGAAUAAUAAGCAGGUUCUUGAUAAAUUGCAAGUGGAACGAGAAAGAGGAAUCACUGUUAAAGCACAGACAGCAUCUCUUUUUCACAAUUGUGAAGGAAAGCAGUACCUUUUAAAUCUCAUUGAUACACCGGGCCAUGUUGAUUUUAGUUAUGAAGUAUCCAGGUCACUUUCUGCUUGCCAGGGUGUUUUACUUGUGGUUGAUGCAAAUGAGGGUAUUCAAGCCCAAACUGUAGCAAACUUCUUUCUUGCCUUUGAAGCACAGCUAUCGGUAAUUCCAGUUAUAAAUAAGAUAGAUCUGAAGAAUGCUGAUCCUGAAAGGGUUGAAAACCAAAUUGAGAAAGUGUUUGAUAUUCCAAGUGAUGAAUGUAUUAAGAUUUCUGCUAAACUUGGAACAAAUGUUGAGAGUGUUCUUCAGGCAGUUAUUGAAAGAAUCCCCCCUCCUAAAGUGCAUCGCAAAAAUCCCCUGAGAGCUUUGGUAUUUGACUCCACCUUUGACCAAUAUAGAGGUGUGAUAGCCAAUGUAGCAUUAUUUGACGGAGUGGUUUCCAAAGGAGAUAAAAUUGUAUCUGCACAUACUCAAAAGACAUACGAAGUUAAUGAAGUAGGAGUUUUGAAUCCUAAUGAGCAACCAACUCAUAAAUUAUAUGCAGGACAGGUGGGCUAUCUGAUUGCUGGGAUGAAAAAUGUCACUGAAGCGCAAAUAGGAGAUACAUUAUAUUUACAUAAGCAACCAGUGGAGCCCUUGCCUGGGUUUAAAUCAGCGAAACCAAUGGUAUUUGCAGGAAUGUAUCCUGUAGACCAGUCUGAAUAUAACAACCUGAAGAGUGCUAUAGAAAAACUAACUUUAAAUGAUUCCAGUGUGACAGUUCAUCGGGAUAGUAGUCUUGCUCUGGGUGCUGGCUGGAGGCUAGGAUUUCUUGGACUUUUGCACAUGGAAGUUUUCAACCAGCGACUGGAGCUAGAAUAUAAUGCUUCUGUUAUUUUAACAACCCCUACUGUUCCAUAUAAAGCUGUACUUUCAUCAUCAAAAUUGAUAAAGGAAUAUAGAGAAAAAGAAAUUACAAUUAUCAAUCCUGCACAAUUCCCCGAUAAAUCAAAAGUAACAGAAUAUUUGGAGCCAGUUGUUUUGGGCACUAUUAUCACACCAGAUGAAUACACUGGAAAAAUAAUGAUGCUUUGCGAGGCUCGAAGAGCAGUUCAGAAGAAUAUGAUAUUUAUUGAUCAAAAUAGAGUUAUGCUUAAAUAUCUCUUUCCUUUGAAUGAAAUUGUGGUAGAUUUUUAUGACUCUUUGAAAUCCCUAUCUUCUGGAUAUGCUAGUUUUGAUUACGAAGAUGCAGGCUACCAGACUGCAGAACUUGUGAAAAUGGAUAUUCUACUGAAUGGAAAUAAUGUAGAGGAGCUAGUAACUGUUGUACACAAAGACAAAGCACACUCAAUUGGCAAAGCCAUAUGUGAACGGCUGAAGGAUUCUCUUCCUAGGCAACUGUUUGAGAUAGCAAUUCAAGCUGCUAUUGGAAGUAAAAUCAUUGCAAGAGAAACUGUGAAAGCCUAUAGGAAAAAUGUUUUGGCAAAAUGUUAUGGUGGUGAUAUUACCCGAAAAAUGAAGCUUUUGAAGAGACAAGCAGAAGGGAAAAAAAAGCUGAGGAAAAUUGGCAACGUUGAAGUUCCAAAAGAUGCUUUUAUAAAAGUGCUAAAAACACAAUCUUCUAAAUAAUUGGUGGGAAAACAAAGAAUUUUCAUAAAUUAAAAACUAUCUGCUUUUCAUUUCAAUUUGUAAUAUGCUGACAACAGAAUGGUAAUUAUAAAAUUUGCUUGUUACUUUCAGGGUAUUCAGGUUCAAAUAACCUAAGCCUUUCGUUGAAAGGGAGUAAUGAGUGGGUAGAUUAAGAGGUUAGAUUUUGAAGCCAUGUUGCCUGUUCUCAAGUACCUGUUCCAACCACUCACUAGUAAGGUGACCUUUGCCAAAUUAACCUUUGUUUCCUCUUGAGUAAAACAGAGAUUAUAUACUACCUACAUAA